This is a messenger RNA of Suhomyces tanzawaensis NRRL Y-17324, 2814 nucleotides long. RefSeq lists its product as uncharacterized. The record is from RefSeq and is a predicted model, not a curated record. The transcript has a single exon. Gene Ontology annotation, biological process: regulation of DNA-templated transcription; DNA-templated transcription. The coding region runs from base 1 to 2814 and encodes 937 amino acids. Gene Ontology annotation, molecular function: DNA binding; zinc ion binding; DNA-binding transcription factor activity, RNA polymerase II-specific. NCBI's taxonomy places the organism in Eukaryota, Fungi, Ascomycota, Pichiomycetes, Serinales, Debaryomycetaceae.
AUGGACCCUCUCCAUCACAACACCGUCAAGCGCCAGCGCAGUUCCAGGGCUUGCAGCGUGUGUCGGGCCCGCAAGAUUCGCUGUGACUCCGACAAGAAGUUCCCAUGCACCAACUGUGUGACAUUCAACUGUGAAUGCACGUUUCCCGAGCCCAAACGGCCUAAGAAGACCGUCAGCCAACCGCCACUCUCCAUCACCACGAUUCUCCCGCCCACCAUCCCGCCUCCAGGCCAGUACCCCGGCUACGUGGAGCCUCCGUACCCAUAUCCACCCCCAGCACAGACCAACUCGCCAGGAGCCCAGCAGUAUAGAUACUACCCCCAAAUGGCUCACCCCGUUCAAGCAGUACAACCCGUACAGGCCCCAGGUGCCCCAGGUAUCCCAGGAACACCCCACCAGGCCAUUCUUCCUCCUCCCCAGCCUCCACAGCCCCCACAGGGCCCACAGGGUCCACAGCCUCCCCAGCAGCUCGUGGCGCUCCCGCCAAACCUCAACGAGAGAAACAACGACUCUCGCUUCACGAUCUCGUUCAGCUACAAUCACGUUGUCCACGGCCAGCCGUUCAACUACGUGCCCCCUAACGUGGUGUCGUCGGGAAUUCACCCCCAAGUGCCCGAUGAUACUGAGGCGUACAUUCCCCAGAACCCCAUCAAAAACAUCUCGUCCAGAGACUUGACCCCCAUCUUCGACAUCGAACGCAACACAUUCCAGAGCAACACAGAACACGGCAUCAAAAUAUGCCUCGACCGCAAGCUCAGCGAGUACUUCUACUUCGGUGAAAGCUCGUGCUACACAUUCCUCCAGGACGACAACGAGCAGAACACCAAUUGGCCCGUGCCUGAAGAAGAAAACACCCAGUACAAACAGCCACUCAGAAAGCCCAACAAUAUACCGACACAGGAGGUGUUGUGCGAGUUGGCAGUACUCAAGAUUAAAAGGGCAUUCGAACUCCCUUCCAAAUUCAUCUGCUCAUUGUUGAUCAAGUCGUUUUUCGAUAACGUGUAUGCUCAGGUUCCCAUCAUAGACAAAGAGUCAUUUCUCCGGCAUUUCAACGACCCAAACCCCAAAAAACAUCCUCCAAUUAUGUUGCUUCAGGCCGUGUUGUUGGUGGGCUCGAGGACUUGCAGACACCCGGCUAUUUUGGAUGAAAAUGGAGGUAUUUCCACCGUUUCAGAGGCCUUGUAUCUCAGAACUAGAGCCUUUUGCGACACCACCUUGAAAUUUGAGUAUGUGGGAGACCUGGCCCUCGAAGACGACGGGCACGUAAUAUUUAAUCACCCCACCGUAUUGGUUCAAACACUUGCAUUAUUAUCGUGGUACUGGGAUGCACCCGAGGAUGUCUCUAGAGGGUCUUACUUUGUGGUCAAAAAUGCAAUUAAUGUGGCCCAGAGUUAUGGAUUCCAUAGGGAUAUGGAGCGUUCUGUGGUGGUGAACUCGCUUCUUAAGAGGUACCAGAAGUCCAAGCAGGUGACGGCACACAAGAUCCGCCAGCAGUGUUUUUACUGGAAAAAGAUCUGGUGGUGGCUUUUUACUCGUGAUCGAUCGUUGUCCAUUAGUUUUGGUCGGCCGUUAGCUAUCGACAUGAAGAGUUGUGAGAUCAAGAUGCUCACGGAAGAGGACUACGAGCUCUACGAGAGCGAGUGGUCGAUCAAGAACAAAAAGGACGUUAUUGUGCGAGACUUUUACCUUGCGUUGAUCAAGAUCUCGGAAAUCACUGGAAUCAUCAUCAACGAACAUUACGUGUUGCACGAUACCACCCCAUCGAAGAGGAAGUAUAACGUGGUCAAGCAACUCAACUUCUUGAUGCGACACUUCCUCCAGGAGCUCCCUGAGUCAUUGCAGUUUUCCAUCAACAACCCUGAGUCGUGGAACAUCUAUUCGUACUUAAUUGGGUCGCUCUACUACGUGGGCAUCUACCACAUCAACCGGGUAAUGUUGGUGGCAGUCAACAGCACGCUGUCUACCAAUAUCUACUGGGGAAUCUGCUUCCAGUCGGCGUGCAUCUUCUCCACCAUCGCCCAGCACUUCUUGAACCGCACCACCGAGACCGAGAAGUUAGCUGCGCCGUUCCAGAUGUUAUACACAACGUCCAUGUUCAUGGUUUUCCUCUCAUACCACACCCAGUCGUUGAAUACUAUCGUAGCCAAGACCUCAACCAAGCAGAUGGACUACUGCAUCGAGUUCUUGGAGCAUUGCAACUACUUGUGGCCCAGCAUGACGUACCUUUUGUCCAGUUUCUUCGAGGAGUACAACAAAGACGGUGAGAGCCAGUUCCCCAUCCGAGCCAAGCAGUUGAUCUUCAAGAUCUGCGUGCAAUACCAAAGCGACAUCACCCAGCUGAAAAACAAGGCCCCGGACAUCAACUUCCUCCUCAACCAGCAGGGGAGCAAGCCGGAGGGUAGCAAGUUCCGCUUGAACGAGUUGGACUUCACCGACACCCACUUGCCCCUCUACAAGGUGCGCACGAUGUCAGUGCCGCUGUUGGGCACGCUGCCAGACUUUUUCAAGGACUUCACGGCCGUGCAGCUCUUCCCGCUGUCCAGAGACAAGAAGGACAAGACCGACGAUAUUCAUGUGCCUGAAACUCUGGUGGAAGCUCCCACCAUUCCCACGCCUCCGACACUUGACUCGGUGGAUGGCAACGCCUACGAACUGCCAGGGGUGUUUGAACGUGACGACGGGACCAUGGCCAUUUCUGAGGACUUGAACGGGACUCAUGCGGCAUUGAUGACUCCGUCCGACGUCAAUUUGAUGUUUGACAACGAGUACUUUCUCACGGCCCUGAGCGGAAUCGACUGGUACAACAUUGGAUAG